Messenger RNA from Caenorhabditis bovis, 1452 nucleotides. The record is from the annotation of a GenBank genome assembly. Lineage: Eukaryota; Metazoa; Nematoda; Chromadorea; Rhabditida; Rhabditidae.
AUGCUUGCAAAAAUUGGUUUUCACCGAACAAAUUCACUUCGAAAACUGUUCCCUGAAUCAGCUGUUCUUAUCGUAUUAGGCCUUAUAGCAGGUUAUCUUAUUUAUCAAGUAUGGAACAUCGAUUUAUAUUUGCACCCAGAUUUAUUCUUUCUUUACUUACUACCUCCAAUAGUACUAGAUGCUGGCUUUUCGAUGCCCAGUAAAGCAUUUUUCUCCAAUGUUUCAACUAUUGUGUUAUAUGCAGUCGUCGGAACAUGCAUGAACAUCUUUUUAAUUGGUGCUUUCAUAUUCGCAAUGACACCAUUUUAUAAUUUCGAGUUGAAUUAUGUUGAUGUACUUCUUUACUCGACUUUAAUAUCAGCCGUAGAUCCAGUUGCAGUACUUUCAGUUUUUGAGGAGAUUCAUGUGAACAAAAUUUUAUACAUAUGCGUGUUUGGAGAAUCUCUUCUUAACGAUGCAGUCACAAUUGUUCUUUACAACUCAUUUCAUUCAAUGGUAAAAAUCGGACAAGCUCAUCUUAUUUAUCAAGAUUUCAUGGAAUCUUUAUAUAAUUUUCUGCUUGUUUCUGGUGGUGGAGUUCUCAUUGGCAUUGUGUUCACAUGCCUCACAUCGGUAUCGGCGAAAUGGAGUUCUGAAACUCCAAUUAUGCAACCUCUUUUAUGUUUGGUUCUUCCAUACAUGGCUUAUCUUUUAUCGGAAUUUGUUCAUGUUUCCGGAAUUUUGGCGCUGAUUACAUGUGGUUUGCUGAUGAAACCGUAUGUUACGGGAAGUAUGACAGACCAAGCAAAUAUUACUGUAAAAUAUUUCCAGAAAACACUUUCUCAUGGAUGUGAAGCGAUCAUUUUUGUUUUCUUGGGAUUCUCAACGUUUUCGAAGAAGCACGAAUGGGAUUUGGCAUUUACAUUAACAACCGUUGCAGCUUGUCUAAUCUGCAGAUUCAUUGUGGUGUUUUCAUUAACAUACUUUGCCAAUUUAAACCGACUGAACAAAAUUAGUUUGCGAGAUCAAAUAAUUAUGGCGUUUGGUGGAUUGCGUGGCGCAAUUUGUUUUGGAUUAGUUCUAACAUUAGACAAUGAUGCAAUUUACUCAAAGCCUAUUUUGAUUUCUACUACGCUUGUUGUUAUAUCUGUUACGGUAUUUAUUCAGGGAACAUUGAUUAAGCCAUUGGUUUUAUUCUUGGAUGUAAAAACAAAUUCGGAAUAUCACAAAACAAUUAUUGAAAGUGUCGUAUCUGAUUCGACCGAUGAAAUAAUGAGAGGUGUCGAAUCAAUAAUUGGAAGCAAAGGCACAUAUUUUUGGAAAAACUAUGCGGCCGAUUUAAAUCGUCGAUACGUGCAGCCAGUAUUGACUCGACAUAGUGCAACUCGAGGAACAAAACUUAUCGAAAAGUACACAUUGAUGUCAACGGAAGAACAAAAAACCAGACUAUUGAGAGAAUUCAGAGUUAUUUAA